This is a messenger RNA of Heterobasidion irregulare TC 32-1, 2460 nucleotides long. RefSeq lists its product as uncharacterized. The coding region runs from base 1 to 2460 and encodes 819 amino acids. Lineage: Eukaryota; Fungi; Basidiomycota; Agaricomycetes; Russulales; Bondarzewiaceae. The record is from RefSeq and is a predicted model, not a curated record. The transcript is spliced from 12 exons. Gene Ontology annotation, molecular function: hydrolase activity, acting on acid anhydrides; DNA translocase activity; ATP binding. Gene Ontology annotation, cellular component: nucleus. Gene Ontology annotation, biological process: reciprocal meiotic recombination; double-strand break repair via synthesis-dependent strand annealing.
AUGCUUCGUCGCAUUCCCACAACCACAGACGGCAAGCCUGUAGACAGGUUGCAAGAGAGCAGUCGCGUCAACAAACCGUUCAAGCCACCAGCGUCUGUCAUGGUGCGCGAACAGCCGCUGCGCAAACGAAGGCGCGUGUCAUACAAGGGAGCACAAGCUGAUGUAGAUGACUCGGACUCAGACGAUGGAAGUCGGAAGAAGAAGAGGCGCAAGUCAGAGGGGGAUGCCAAGUAUACAGAAAAUCAGCCUGUUAACAAUAUUCAGCAUUAUCCAGUCUUUAAGCCGAAGCCUUUCGAGGAGGUCUUUGGCGCGAAGAAGUAUACCAUUCCUAUAAUGAAGAAUAAGGACGGCCAAAUUAUCAAGACUGUCCAGUCUAACAUCGCUCUCGGCAUUCGACCCCAGGUAAAUAUCAUCCCCCGCCCGCUUUACGACCCCAUGGAAGACCACGCGAUCGUCUUGUAUGAUCCUACCAUUGAUGAUAGAGAGACGGAUGAAGAGAGGAAGGACAGGGAGAAGGAAGAGGCGCAGGUUCAGGCUGCCAAGGAGGCCAUGGAGAAGAACGUCGGGUUGUACAACCCACACAAGAGCUUAAAGGAGUUGUUGGGAGGUAAUAAGCGGAAGAAACGGAACACGAAAGUUCCUGUAGUUAUAGAUCCACAGCUCAGCAAAGUCCUCCGGCCUCAUCAGGUGGAAGGUGUCAAGUUUCUCUACAGAUGUACUACUGGUAUGGUAGUUGAAAACCAAUACGGGUGCAUUAUGGCAGAUGAGAUGGGCUUAGGCAAGACCCUUCAAUGCAUCGCCCUUCUGUGGACAUUGUUAAAACAGUCCACUCACGCUGGCAAGCCAACCCUCGAUAAAUGCAUCAUCGCUUGCCCUUCGAGUCUUGUCAAGAACUGGGCGAACGAAUUGACCAAAUGGCUGGGGAAAGACACCAUCGCAGCCUUAGCUGUUGAUGGCAAAGGGGGGAAGGCAGAGUUACUCGAGAGGGUGGCACGCUGGGUCGCAGCAGGAGGUCGAAAUGUCACUCAACCUGUGAUGAUCGUCUCUUAUGAGACAUUGCGAACUCUCACAGUCCACCUAACUGGUUGCCGCAUUGGCCUUUUACUCUGCGAUGAGGGUCAUCGUCUUAAGAAUUCUGAGUCUUUGACAUUUCAAGCAUUGAAUGGCCUCGAUGUCAGACGCCGAGUCAUUUUAUCUGGAACACCUAUUCAGAAUGAUCUAUCUGAAUAUUUCUCUCUGCUCAAUUUUGCGAAUCCAAAUUUUUUGGGAUCCAAGAACGACUUCAGGAAGAAUUUCGAAAAUAUCAUCAUCCGUGGUCGUGAUGCUGAUGCCACUGAUGCGGACAAAGCAAAGAGCGAGCAAAAACUCAAAGAACUCGGCGACCUGGUGUCUAAGUUUAUUAUUCGGCGUACCAAUGAUUUGUUGUCUAAAUAUUUGCCUGUGAAAUACGAACAAGUCGUAUUUUGCGGACUAUCGGACUUUCAGCUGUCUCUCUACCGACUUUUCAUAUCGUCCCCCGAGAUCAAGGCUUUGCUGCGUGGCGCCCAUUCACAACCUUUGAAAGCCAUCAAUAUUCUGAAGAAGUUGUGUAAUCAUCCAGAGCUUCUUGAUCUUCCCAACGACCUGCAAGGGUGUGAGAACCUGAUCCCGGAAGGGUUUAAGGGUGCGGGUAACACCUCGAAUGCUCGAGGUCGCGACAAGGAUCUGAAUGUUCAUUGUGAAUGGAGUGGGAAGUUCCUGGUACUAGAAAGAUUCCUUCAUCACAUACGAACGGAGACCAACGACAAGAUUGUUUUGAUCAGUAAUUAUACACAAACACUCGACAUCUUCGAGAAGCUCUUGCGUAGCAAGAAGUAUGGAUACUUCAGACUCGAUGGUACCAUGACGAUAAAUAAGCGUCAGAAACUUGUCGACCAGUUCAACGAUCCUGAGGGCAAGGAAUUUGUGUUCCUCCUUAGUUCUAAGGCUGGUGGAUGUGGUAUCAACCUUAUUGGAGCAAAUCGGUUAAUUCUAUUUGAUCCGGAUUGGAAUCCCGCCGCUGAUCAACAAGCAUUGGCUCGUGUUUGGCGUGAUGGACAGAAGAAAGAAUGCUUCGUGUACCGCUUCAUUACAACAGGUACAAUCGAGGAGAAGAUAUUUCAGAGGCAGGCUUCCAAACAAGCACUAUCAUCUGCGGUGGUCGACGAAAAGGAAGACGCUGAACGGCAUUUCUCGCUCGAUUCACUGAGAAAACUCUUCCUGUUCAACGAGAAGACAUUGUGCGAGACGCACGAGACAUUCAAGUGUAAACGAUGUAAGAAUGGGAAGCAAAUGAUAAAAUCGCCGGCCCUACUGUAUGGCGAUGCUAGCACGUGGAAUCAUUUCACGAACGAGGAAUUGAAGAAUAACCACGAUGACCUCCUUCGCGCAGAGGUUGGAUUGCCUGAAGUAUCGUUUGUUUUCCAGUAUAUCAGUCAUUGA